Molecule: messenger RNA, 810 nt
Organism: Colletotrichum fioriniae
Lineage: Eukaryota; Fungi; Ascomycota; Sordariomycetes; Glomerellales; Glomerellaceae
Source: RefSeq, a predicted model, not a curated record
AUGUGCAUGAAAGUCUUCGCCCUCCAACGCUGUCUCAGCCCCGAAAACGGCGGCUGCGGCAGCUACUUUGCAGAAUACCUCGAACAGCGAGAAUGCAACCACAUGGCCCUCCCCGGCCUCCCGCAACACACCUGCCGCGCCGUCUGGGCCGGCUUCGAAGACGAGCGGAGCGCCAAAGCCCUCCACCGCGACGAGUACGCCAAGCGCGCCCACAAGCUCUGCGCGGACUGCCGCGUCCGGCACCGGCUCACCUACCUCGAGAGUGAGGCGCAGGCGGAGCGUCGGGGCGAGUACUCAGAUCGUAUGAAGACUAUCAUCGAGGACCUGACGCGGCGCGCGGAUCUGGGACAGAUGGAGUUUAUGAACCGGGUGUAUCGCGACAUGUGGGAUGCUGCGCUGGGGUAUGUUCAGGGGAUGGCGAAGACGACGGAUGGGGUGUGGAAUGGAAUCGAGACGGCGCUUAGGCGGCACUUUGGGGACAGCGGGAUGGAGAUGAUUGUCGUGGGAAGUCUGAUCCAGGACUUGAAGAUUGCAAAGAAGGAGUUGCUUGAGCGGGUGAUGACAUCAACGAGGGAGAUGGCGACGGCGCUGGUGGGGCCGAAUUUGGACUUCCAGCAGGAUCUGGAGGCUGGUGGGUUUAGGAGCGAAGGGUACAUCAAUCAGGAGUGGAAGCUGCAGAGAAAAGCGGCUGUUGAUGCUUCGAGAGCGAAAGCCGAAAUUGGGGACUUCAAAAGCGACGAGGAGUUGGGGCGAGACUUCGAUGAGUCUAGUCCGGUUGUACGUAUGAACAAGCCUAUGUCUCCGAGGUGA